Molecule: messenger RNA, 2732 nt
Organism: Anolis sagrei ordinatus
Lineage: Eukaryota; Metazoa; Chordata; Lepidosauria; Squamata; Anolidae
Source: RefSeq, a predicted model, not a curated record
GUUUGCCCAUGCCUGGAAGCCGAGACACGUGUCUGCCCUUGACACGCGUCUGCUGCGUUCCCACGUGCCAGAUGGGGAGCCAGCUCUCUUUGGCCCCGCCCCUAACAGCCAGAAGGGGGCGUGGCUUGCCUCCCUCCCUCCUUUCAAAGGCAACGCGCCUCGCUUUCGCCUUCCUUUCCGCUUCUGUCCGCGGCUGGAGAAGGAAGAGGAAGAGGAAGAGGAAGCAGCAGCGCCAGCCAUCGAGGAAGAUUGUUGAGAGACAUCAGGUGUUGGCCAAGAUGCUGAAGAAGGCAAUGGCCAGCUUUGGCAAGAAGCUGAUCCGCCGGCGGACGGUGGACCUCUGCUCGCAGGAAACCAAACUCGCCCGCUGCCUCUCCACCUUGGAUCUGAUUGCCCUCGGUGUGGGCAGCACCCUCGGGGCCGGUGUCUACGUCUUGUCCGGAGAGGUGGCCAAAGACCAGGCGGGCCCCGCCAUUGUGAUCUGCUUCUUCAUUGCUGCCGUCUCCUCGGUUCUGGCUGGCCUGUGCUACGCCGAGUUCGGAGCCCGGGUCCCCAAAGCUGGCUCGGCCUACCUGUACAGCUAUGUUACCGUUGGGGAGAUCUGGGCCUUCACCACUGGAUGGAACCUCAUCCUCUCCUACAUGAUUGGGACAGCAAGCGUGGCCCGUGCCUGGAGCUCCACGUUCGACCACAUCAUUGGAGGCCACAUCUCCUCGUUCUUCCAGAACCACACCUCCCUGCACUUGGAAAAUGUCUUGGCUGAAUAUCCGGACUUCUUUGCCCUCUCCCUCGUUUUACUGCUCACGGGGUUGUUGUCGUUUGGCGUCAGUGAAUCUGCCCUGGUGAACAAAAUCUUUACAGCCAUCAAUUUGCUGGUCCUCAGUUUUGUCAUCGUGGCUGGCUGUGUGAAGGGGGACGUCAAGAACUGGAGCUUGUCGGAGGAGGAUUUCCAUAACCGCACUGACCAAUUCAUAGAGCCUGGAAAUAAACCGGGAUUUUUUGGGGAAGGUGGCUUUUUCCCCUUUGGUUUCCAGGGGAUCCUGUCGGGUGCAGCCACAUGCUUCUACGCCUUUGUUGGAUUUGACUGCAUUGCCACAACAGGUGAAGAAGCCCGGAAUCCGCAGAGGUCCAUCCCGAUCGGCAUCAUCGUCUCCCUCCUCAUCUGCUUUGUGGCCUACUUUGGCGUUUCGGCUUCACUGACCCUGAUGGUGCCCUACAUUCUGGUGAACAAGGAGAGCCCGCUGCCUGAUGCCUUCAAGUCGGUGGGCUGGGAGCCGGCCCGCUAUGUGGUUGCCAUUGGCUCGCUCUGCGCCCUUUCCACAAGCUUGCUGGGCUCCAUGUUUCCCAUGCCGCGUGUGAUCUACGCCAUGGCGGAGGACGGACUGCUCUUCCGGUUCCUCUUCCGGGUGCACAGCCGGACCAAGACACCUCUGGUGGCCACAGUGGUGUCUGGCAUCAUCGCUGCCCUGAUGGCUUUCCUCUUUGAGCUGAAGGACCUGGUCAACCUCAUGUCCAUCGGUACCCUCUUGGCAUACUCCCUCGUGGCUGUUUGCGUACUCAUCCUCAGAUACCAGCCUGAGAUGAUCACCAACUCCAGGGAUCUGGAGAUGCUGGAGGUGAAUGGAAGUGAAGAAGAGAAGGUCAGCAUGAACCGUCCAGCUGGCGAGAGCCAAACUGUCUUGAAGAAGAUCACCUGGAGGUCCCUUUUCUGCCCCGAAGCAGACAGCCCAACGCACCUCUCAGGGCGCAUCGUUUACAUCAGUAGCACCAUCAUUUCUAUCAUGAUCACUGCCCUGUGUGGCAUUCUAGCACAAAAAGGGUUGGCUCUCUUGGAAGGCGACAUCGGCUGCAUCGUCGCCUGCGUGGUUCUCCUCAUCAUUUCCCUUUUUUUCACCAUUGUCAUCUGGAGGCAGCCGGAGAGUAAGGCAGAGCUCACUUUCAAGGUGCCUGGCUUGCCCCUGCUUCCACUUUUCAGUAUCUUGGUGAAUGUCUAUCUCAUGAUGCAGCUGGACGCAGGAACGUGGGUGCGAUUUGCUGUCUGGAUGGCCAUCGGCUUCGCCAUCUAUUUUGGCUAUGGGAUCCAGCACAGCCAGGAAGGAGAGGCUGCCCGACAGUAUUCUGCCGCUGUCACCAAACCUCUGAAUAGUGCCAAUUCUGACUUGAGCCAGGACAGAGAGAUAUGAGGAAGAGAAGGGGAAUCUUCCUUUGCGCUCACUGUGGUGCCCUUGAGUUCUUGUCUUGUCACCUCUUCCUUUGCUCCACGUAUCGAUACCAGAAUCCUGGGCAGGGUUAUAUAGUCCCUCCCGCAAGGUACAGUAAACUUGCAUCCAGGAUCGCCCUGCAAGGGAAGCCACUAAUGCCAACACGGAGCAGGAGGUGGGCCAGACUCAAGGGCCCAGCCUUGACCCUGCUGGCAAGGCUCAGAAAACCAAUGCAGGGCUGACCCUAGGCGCAUAAUCCCAUUCCCAAGGCCUUCCUGCGGGGAGCCAACACCAAGCAGCUAAGCUGCCCAAACAGCCCAAUGUCUGUAUUUAUUGUUUGGCCAGAAGUUGCCUUUCUUGUGUCUUAAGACGUACAUGGAUGUGUCAGAUAUCUGUCCAAAAUUGGAUCUCAAAACUGUGGGGCUAGAAGCCUUUUUUUUUGUUUGUUUUCCUUUUUAAAAAUAUUGUUUGUAUAUUGUUGUGAGAAACAUUAUGUGUUUUGUACAGUUACCACUCCAAAGGACCUUUUUU